Molecule: messenger RNA, 1667 nt
Organism: Chenopodium quinoa (quinoa)
Lineage: Eukaryota; Viridiplantae; Streptophyta; Magnoliopsida; Caryophyllales; Amaranthaceae
Product: transaldolase-like
Exons: 13
Coding region: 102-1295 (397 amino acids)
Biological process (GO): carbohydrate metabolic process; pentose-phosphate shunt
Cellular component (GO): intracellular anatomical structure; cytoplasm
Molecular function (GO): transaldolase activity
Source: RefSeq, a predicted model, not a curated record
UGGCCAAAAAAACCAAAAAAAAUAAAAUAAAAAAACCUCUUAGACAAAUUUAUUACUCCCACUCACACAGUAUCAGAGUAAGCGCGCACACAGAAAGAGAAAUGUCUGCAACAACUUUGUCUUCUCCGCCAUCAUCUCUCUCCUCUCCUCUUCAGCAGGGGUUAGGAUCCAAGCUUCCUCUUCGUCCUUAUCUCACCUUCAACUUCCGACGAUCAUCAAUUGCAUUUCCUCAACUUCGUGCUUCUGCUAACAAUCUAUCUUCUUCUCUCGAUUCUGAUUUGAACUCUGAACUUGAUGCUGUUUCGAGGUUCAGUGAGAUUGUUCCCGACACCGUCAUUUUCGAUGAUUUCCAAAGGUUUCCACCUACUGCUGCUACUGUUAGUUCAUCGCUUUUGCUAGGUAUUUUGAGUCUUCCUGAUACAAUUUUCAAGAGUGCGGUUGAUACUGCCUUGGCAGAUUCUGAGUGUGCUACUAUUGGCAAGUUGGAUGCUAGAUUGUCAUGUUUUUACGAUAAGGCCCUGGUGAAUUGUGGUGCUGAUUUGUCUAAGCUAGUACCUGGUAGGGUGUCGACUGAAGUGGAUUCUCGUCUAGCCUACGACAGUCAUGGGAUAAUUCACAAGGUGCACAAACUUUUGAAGCUAUACAAUGAUGUUGAGGUCCCCGCAGAGCGUUUGCUGUUUAAGAUUCCUUCAACAUGGCAGGGAAUAGAGGCUGCAAGGGUGCUGGAAUCUGAGGGCAUACAGACCCACUUGACUUGUGUUUACAGCUUUGCCCAAGCAUCUGCAGCAGCCCAAGCUGGAGCAUCUGUUAUUCAGAUUUUUGUUGGUCGCAUAAGGGAUUGGGCACGUAAUCAUUCCGGUGACUCUGAGAUUGAUGCUGCACUUGAAAGAGGGGAAGAUCCUGGGUUGGCUUUGGUGACAAAAGCAUAUAAUUAUAUUCAUAAAUAUGGUCACAAGUCAAAGCUAAUGGCAGCAGCAGUUCGCAACAAGCAGGACCUCUAUAGUCUUCUUGGGGUUGAUUACAUCAUAGCACCUCUUAAGGUACUGGGGUCGCUAAAAGAAUCUAUAACCUCUCCUGAUGAGAAAUAUGCUUUCAUGAGGAGGCUAUCCCCACAAUCUGCUGCUACAUAUGAGUUCAGCAAAGAAGAGCUUGUGAAGUGGGACCAAAGAAGCUUGGCAUCAGCGAUGGGGCCUGCUGCAGUUGAGCUUCUCACUGCCGGGAUUGAUGGUUAUUCUAAUCAAGCAAACAGAGUUGAGGAGUUAUUUGGAAAGAUUUGGCCACCCCCGAAUGUGUGAAUAUUCGAUGCUCUUGCGUGCAACUGAGGACUAAUUUUCUCUUCCAAAAGAGUAAUAUGAUGCAUUCACCACUUGACUCGGCUAAUCUUUUGAUCUCUGGAAAUAAACAGCCUUCCCUUUCUUUUCCUCUAUUGGAUGAGAGAUGGCAUGCUAUCUCGAAUAAAAGAUAUUAUCCUUUCUACUUAUCUAGACUGUUGACUUGUCAAAUAUAAACUAGAAGACUUACCUUGUUUCUUUGUGCUUUGGGGAUGGCCAGAUGGGGGCAUCUCUUGAAUGUCAUUUGACACAAACAUAAAUGGUUUACUGUUUAUUAAUUUCAAGGAAAAUAUUUGUGAUAUACAACGAAUGAGUUCCGUCAGCUUCUUAUCCUCA